Phyllopteryx taeniolatus (common seadragon) is the source of this 1348-nucleotide messenger RNA. RefSeq names its product cytosolic 5'-nucleotidase 3-like. NCBI's taxonomy places the organism in Eukaryota, Metazoa, Chordata, Actinopteri, Syngnathiformes, Syngnathidae. The record is from RefSeq and is a predicted model, not a curated record. Gene Ontology annotation, cellular component: cytoplasm. Gene Ontology annotation, molecular function: magnesium ion binding; 5'-nucleotidase activity. The transcript has 9 exons. Bases 158 to 1108 code for a protein of 316 amino acids.
AACUGGCGUACGAAGCGUCAACAUUACUACACUGUAUAGAAUUCUCGAAGGCAACUCAAGUCGCCCUGACAGUGGACAAUAUAACAGCCGAGGAAAAACUAUUCCACACGUUCUAUUUCAAUAAACCGUGUCGGUCGUCGACACAUCAUUUUGUGGAAUGAUUUCCGAGCUGUCCAAUCCCUCGGUGUGUAUGAGGGACCCCCAGAGAGUCCAGGAGAUUCUGCAGUCCAUGCUGAAGGCGGGUUCAAACACGUUACAGGUUAUCUCGGACUUUGACAUGACUCUCACGAGAUUUGCGUUUAAUGGCAAACGAUGCCCCACCUGUCACAAUAUUCUCGACAACAGCAAGCUAAUCUCUCAAGAAUGCAAAGGACAGUUGAAGGAUCUGUUGAACACGUACUACCCCAUCGAGAUCGACUCGUCGCGCUCCAUCGCCGAGAAGCUGCCACUCAUGGUGGAGUGGUGGACCAAAGCGCACGAGCUGCUGGUGCAGCAGAACAUCAGGAAGGACCUGCUGGCCGCGGUGGUGCGCGAGUCCGAUGCCAAGCUCAGGGAGGGCUACCAGCUGUUCUUUUCGCAGCUGCACCAGCACAGCAUCCCGCUGCUCAUCUUCUCCGCCGGCAUCGGAGACAUCCUGGAGGAGGUCAUCCGCCAGGCCGGAGUCUUCCACCCCAACGUCAAGGUCUUCUCCAACUACAUGGACUUUGACCAGUCCGGGGUGCUGAGGGCCUUCAAGGGCGAGCUGAUCCACAUCUACAACAAACGGGAGGGCGCCCUGCUCAACACGGGUCACUUCCAGGAGCUGCGAGCCCGACCCAACGUGCUCCUGCUGGGAGACUCCCUCGGCGACCUGACCAUGGCCGACGGCGUGCACGACAUGGAGAACGUCCUCAAGAUCGGCUUCCUCAACGACAAGGUGGUGCCAGAGAGAAAAAAAAUCUCAUUGCGAAAUCUGCUUUUAGUGAACCGCCCAGAAUCAGGUGGAGGAGAGGAAGCAGUCCUACUUGGACUCGUACGAUAUCGUGCUGUUGAAGGACGAGACCCUGGACGUGGCCAACGCUGUGCUGCUCUACCUCACUGGGAACAAGUGACCCCACUUUAUAUUUAGGCACACAUUGGACACUCCUUUUUUUUUUUUUUUUUUACUAAAAGUCAUAAUGUCCACACGCUCCUUCCUUUUUGUUAACACACGAUACACUUCAUAAGCGCUAAUAUGGCGCUACUUAAGAGAAAAUGCCAGGCACAUUUUGUUGUUUUCUGCUUUGUAAGGAGGUCUCUCCUAUUCGUUUCAGUUCUGUACUGUACACAGUGUUACCAACCUCAAAUAAAAUGUGCUGUCAUUUUGUCA